AUGAUCUUGCUAGGCGCGGAGAACACGAUCAUUCGUGAUGUGCUUACGAGCAAGUUUGAGACACCUGGCUCUGUGGACCAAAUGUUCACUGACUUUGACGGUGUAGCGUAUCAUAUGGAGUCGACCAAGGAAGGGCCCCUAGUCCUUUCGAUGGACAUCCGAUGCUGGCCGGAGCUGGUGCAGUACGGUGCUAUGGAGCAGCUGCAUCAGAUGUAUGGUACUUGGAUCCGCCCUGAGACGGAAGCAGGUUAUAAUAUCACAUUGUCCUUUGAUUAUGCGGCUGUGCCGCCGCCGGGUGCGGACCGUGAUGCUCUGAUCGGCGCUGUUGCACUCCUCAAACGUCAUGCGAUGGCUGCCCCGUUUGAGCGUGCGUUUCAGGAGCAAGCCAAGCUUGAGCAGCAGUAUGAGCCAGGCACUGCGCCGCCUAGCGGCACGCUGCUUCCGCUUCACUACCGGGCCGACGAGGCCAUGUAUAUCCAGCCAUCGCAUGACCGUGUGACGGUGGUGAUUAGCACACGAUUUGAGGAGGAGACGGACCGGAUCUUCGGUAAAGUAUUCCUCCAGGAGUUUGUCGAUGCGCGUCGUCGUCCUGCGCUGCAGAAUGCGCCGCAAGUGCUGUACUCCAACCGCGAACCGCCGUUGGAAGUGCGCGAGAUGGUCGGUGCAAGUCGCUCCGACAACACGGGCUACGUGACGUUCGUUCUGUUCCCUCGCCACUUUGCGCACCCUGACGUGCGUGCGACGACCAUUUCGCACAUUCAGCUGUUCCGCGACUACUUGCACUACCACAUCAAAUGCUCCAAGGCCUACAUGCACAGCCGCAUGCGCUCGCGUGUCGCUGAGUUCCUCAAAGUCCUGAACCGCGCCAAGCCGGAGCAUGCCGAAAAAGAACGGAAGACGGCAAGUGGUCGUACGUUCCGUCGUGCAUAG
This is a messenger RNA of Malassezia pachydermatis, 930 nucleotides long. Its product is annotated as arc35-subunit of the arp2 3 complex. The record is from RefSeq and is a predicted model, not a curated record. Gene Ontology annotation, cellular component: Arp2/3 protein complex; actin cytoskeleton. Lineage: Eukaryota; Fungi; Basidiomycota; Malasseziomycetes; Malasseziales; Malasseziaceae. Bases 1 to 930 code for a protein of 309 amino acids. Gene Ontology annotation, molecular function: structural constituent of cytoskeleton; actin filament binding. The transcript has 4 exons. Gene Ontology annotation, biological process: Arp2/3 complex-mediated actin nucleation; actin filament polymerization.